Molecule: messenger RNA, 1324 nt
Organism: Medicago truncatula (barrel medic)
Lineage: Eukaryota; Viridiplantae; Streptophyta; Magnoliopsida; Fabales; Fabaceae
Exons: 6
Coding region: 814-1134 (106 amino acids)
Source: RefSeq, a predicted model, not a curated record
ACUAUUUAAUUGACGCUAACAAAGCAUGACAAUUUUACUUAUAAGUGAUCAAAAAGAAUAAUUUUUAUUACAUACAAACGAAGAAAAAAUAUGGAUUUGGUUCACAUGUUUGUUUAUGCUUUCAUCAUCUUUCUUUCAAUACCUCUUCCUCCUGCUAGAAGUGACUUUCCAUGCAAAACUAAAGAUGAUUGUGCACAGCAAAUAGAUUACAUCGCUGAAUGCAUUAUUGGUUUUUGUCGCUAUUUUACACCCUUCGAACAUCCAUUUUAAAUUUAAAAAUAAUUAUGUUACUUCUAAACAUAUAAUUUUAUUUGUAUGUAAUAAUAUUCAUAAUAAUGUUUCUCCUUUUAUAAUUUACUUUAAAGUUUGUUUAUAUUCUAUGAAUGAAAUGUGUAUUAUUAUUAUUAUUAUUAUUAUUAUUAUUAUUAUUAUUAUUAUUAUUCGUACUACUAUUACUACUGCUACCGCUACCACCAUUACUACUACUAUUAUAUGUAAUUAGUUUAUUUUGCAUAUAAGAGAUAUCACAUACAAGAAUGUCACUGAAAAAUAAUAACUACUAUUAUAUGUAAUUAGUUUAUUUUGCAUAUAAGAGAUAUCACAUAAAAGAAUGUCACUGAAAAAUAAUAAUAAGCUACUUUAACACAUAAAUGCAAUAUAUGAUUAUCUAGAUUAAUUGUUUUUUUUUCUAAUUCUACAUUUAGUAUGGUUCUAGAAAACAUUGAAAAGGUUUGUAAGGCUGGCCCAAGUCAACUGAAAAUGCCGAGAUUAUUAGGAUGAAUAUUUUUAUUGAUUAUUCAACUGAAAAAGUUCAUGAAUGCCAUGUGUAUUUGUCGUUGCCUUCAUCCCAAGUUAAAAUCAAAGUCAAGUGUAAUCCCAUGGAUAGAAAUAAAGUGUCCUAUGCAAACUAAUGGCAUUGACUGUGGCUAUUUUGUAAUGCGAUUUAUGAAAGAGAUAAUAUUGGCAAAUCAAGACAUGAUCCUCGAAAAUGUAUGUAUUACUUUGGAGAUUACAAAUGGAGAUUACAAAUGUAAAACUUAUUCUAAAGAUAAGCUAGUUGAGGUCGAGGAGGAUUGGGCAACCUUUAUGGUCGAGUAUCUUAGAGACUAUAUUGCUCAGAGACUUACACUGUAAUUGGUUGUGCUGGACUAUAUAGCUCGUCACAAGUCCUCUAAAAUUUAGGUGUUUUUUUGUUUGUAAUUGUGGCUGCUUUUAGGAGCUUUUUUUUAUUGGCAACUUUGGAUUGACUAGUAUCAUGACAUUUAGGAUUAAGUUUAUGAUCAAUUUGUAUUGAGAUUAUCAUGAAUGUAAUUUGCUAUAUUCA